Messenger RNA from Crotalus tigris (Tiger rattlesnake), 3633 nucleotides. RefSeq names its product coiled-coil domain containing 116 (gene CCDC116). Bases 1071 to 3359 code for a protein of 762 amino acids. The record is from RefSeq and is a predicted model, not a curated record. The transcript has 7 exons. NCBI's taxonomy places the organism in Eukaryota, Metazoa, Chordata, Lepidosauria, Squamata, Viperidae. Gene Ontology annotation, cellular component: centrosome.
UUUAGCCAAAAGUCCUCGCGUUAGCCCGUUCUCUCUUCCUCUCCCCAAAGUGAAGACAGGCGCAAAGAAGGAACGGAUGAACCGCAGAACCCAUCGCCCACAGCCGGGGCUAACCUUCCCCGCGUCCCAAAGAAGCAUAAAUAUAAGGACACGUCUUUUUCUCGCAGCUGUUAAUCUCGCCAUCAGGAGGGGGAUGUGUGAAAGAAAGGACACCAAAGAAACGUGCCCUAAAACUCAGCCCAGCCCGUUUCAACCAAGGCAAGCUUAGCCUACCUCAAAGGGCUGUUGUAAAAGAUCAAGCAAGGAAGCAGCGGUGAAAAAGCUCCACCCUAGGCAUGAAAGCAACUUGAGUGACUUUGGGCCAAUCACCAGGAGACGGUGAGUUGUUUAUAAAAGUAAUAAGGGCAGGAAAUAAAAUAAAAUAAAUAAAAUGAAAUAAAUGCCUGAUUUAAAUGCACUCUGUACUGAUGGAUUUGGGCCGAAAAGAAACAGAACAAGGUCAGGUUUAGAGCCAAUAUUAAACAUUCUCACUCUUCCCAUUUUUCCAAUCUAACUAUAGCUUCUUCAAUGGGGCUAAGACUUCUGCUCUUUUUGACACCAGGAUUCAGCUCUCGUAAAAUCGCACUCAGCUCAAUCCGGGUUUGAAAACGGGCAUGUAGAAAUCUAACAGAUCCGGUGGAAAAAGCCUACUCUAACCCAGACUAACCAACCCAGUUAGUUAGCUACAGGUGGCUACAUCCGAGGCCGUGAAUUCAAGAGCUAAUAUUUGAAUAAAAAAGGUGAAUUUCCUGAAUUUUGGGCCUGACGCUUCUCCUUUCCUACAACAUGUUCGUGGAUGAAGGAAAGCCAUACCCACAAUUUUUUCUCAAGUUUAGUUUUUUGGCUGCGGGAAAAGCCAGAAUUCAGAUUUGAGAAAGAUGCAAUUGACCGACCAAUUCUCUAGGGAAACUUGACCAGGCCCCCUUUGCCUUCCAGAGCUGAGAUCAGCCUGUCUAGAAAUACUAGUUUUUGUUUGUUUUUUUUUAAGUUAUCCGGAUGCUAUCAGGAAGUAACCAACUGAAAAUCCAGAAAUGGUGCAACUUUGGAAACGGUGGCAGGAACUUCCGUUCUCCAGCGUCGGUUGCAAGUCAACAGAAGAUUAUAGGAAGAAGGUGUGGAGAACUUUAAGGAGCUGUUCUUUCAGCACUAUGGAAGGUCACAAAUAUUCUGGCUAUCUAGCUGAUGACGAGAGCUUCAGAAGACCUCAGGACAGCAAUGCCCACACCAGUCCUAGAAGAGGUCCCUAUGACUGGAGGGCCAUGCUUCGGCCUCCAUCUCGCUGUCAGUACCGAAGCCAAGAGCCGGCCACCUCCACCAGACCCGUCCACGGCUUCUCCCAGGCAGACCAAGGGAAACGAAAACGCCACCAAAGCAGCAGCGGCGGCAGCAACAACAACUACAACGAGAGACCCAGCGACCUGGCCAACGAGUUUUCCGAGUUUGUGGACUUCUUAGCUGACGAGGACGUCCUGGAGAGCCUCCAGCAGAUCGUGGAAGACGCCGUCAAGAAGCUUCGCGACGUGACAUCCCAAAGCGGGGAGCCCAUCUUUGACCUCCAGGAGGAAUCCACCUCAAGCGUGGAGAGCGAGACGUGGUCUUAUUCGUACACUUCGACGCGUUCCCAGAUCCAGUACCAAACCACCACCGCCACCACCACCGUGUCCAGCUCGGACGAUGACCAGGACAAGCACUUCCUGAGCCCAGAGUCGUCAAAGGCAGGGCGCCAAAUUUGCCUCUUGGAUAAAUAUGUCUCCAGGCUCCCCAAAGUUGGAAAGCAAGCUGCUCAGGAACUGUCGAGAAGAAUCCAUGCGGAGUCGUUUUCCGAACAGUCGGGGGAGAGUUACUUCCAGCAGCAACAUCUGCAGAUCUGGGCCAAGUCCUUUGAGCAUCCCAGGAGGGAAUUUUUUGCCAAGUUCCAGAGGGCCCUUCCUCAAUGCUCGUUGUCCUUCGAAUCGCUCCACAAGGAAAUCACCAGCGUCUUGAAGCGGCCGAUUCGGCAUGGCCUCCCACUGCCCUACAUCUGCCACGAGCACCUGCACCUCUUGGAGUUCUUAGAAGAAACCAAGAUCCUGGCAGGUCUCCAGGAUGUAAUCAACCAAGCGGUCCUCAAAAUUGUGGAGGCCACCGUGACGGGCGGCAUCGUCGAUCUCUUCGAUGAGGGUGGCUACUCGACCUCCUGGGAUUCGGAGGAGGAGAGCAUCUCCGAAAGUUAUGAAAGUGAGGAAGAAACCACCGAGGAAGACAAGUUCUACGGGAUCUGCAAGAAGGAGAAGGAGACCCUCUCGGAGGAGGAGAAGGGAAAACACACCCCACCUGCUCUCCCCAAAUCUAAGCAGAAGCCAACCACUCCGGAGGAGUCCGCUCGCAAAGGCAAGUCCGGCCCGCCCUCCAAAACAAAGGAAACCCCAACCAAGUCAAGAUACGUCCCACCUCCCCUGCCGAAAUCCAAACAGAAGAAGCAAGAGCCAAGCCAGGCUGAAACGGAGACCACCAAAUCGACUAGGCAUAUGAUCACUCCCAAAGAUAUCAAACGGGCGCGUCUCCAGGGUAAGCCCCUUCCCAAGCAGUCCAUCAUCGACUUCCUGAUCGAAAACGCCGCCAAGCUGAUCUUGUACAAGUACAAUUACGAGACGCUCCUGUCGGAGAAACUGGGUUUCAUCUCGGUCCCGGUCACCAAGGUUCUGCUGGAGAUCAUGUUCGGCUACAAGAAGAUCAAGGGUAGCGGGAUACGUCUCUCUUCUCAGAUCGACUGGACCAAAGUGUACGAUGAAGUCUCUAAGAAGCGGCCGGCCAAGGCCAAAGUGUCCAAGCAGGAGAAGAAGAAGAAAGCUGGCGAGAAGAAAAAAAUAGAGGAGAAGAAGAGUCUUUUCUCCAAGCCACUGGACGUGCCCAAAGGGAAGGUGGUGGCCGUGAAGCUGCACGGAGACCAGGGCACCCAUAAAGGCGGCGUGACGGAGGAGGGCGAGCCGGAGAUUUUUGAGAUCGUCCCUCCCCAGUUCCCAUCCGAUGCUGAACCGGCCUCUGCGGAUGAGAACGGGGGCACCCAACUAGCAAGCUCCAAACGCUCUCCUUCCAGCACAAAGGUCUCCACCAUCACGACAGACAAUCAUAAGAAAUCGGGAACUCAGGAUUUGGAGAAAUCGCCUUCAGCUCUUGGCACUCCACGGUCUUCGUGGUCCGUUCAAAAAGCCACCCCUGCCGUUCUGUUACCGGAGGUGGAUGCUACCAGCCAGGGCUCUGAAUCUCAGGCGAAGAAGUCUUUGACUCCCAAGUCCAGCUUUGCUGGAGACAGGAGCAAGACGGUGCUGCCCAAAAUCUGAAAACUCAAGCUUCUGUCGGAUUAAUAAAGGAUAUACAUUUGUCUACAGCCCUAGAGAGGUCAGAUCAGUGCCUUCCCCUCCACUGCAUCUCUACUGCUAUACCAAGAUGACCAGCCCGUUGAGCGUUCUGAUAUUGAGGCUUAUUUUGGAAUUCGGAAAAAAUAUUGAGUUUUAUUCUUCAGAAUCUAGCCUCUCUUCCACUUGGUCGGAGAUGUCUUGAGUUUUACACACUUUUUUUUUUUAAAUUAACAUUAAAAGGUCUUUUUUUCUUGGC